Molecule: messenger RNA, 3510 nt
Organism: Syngnathus acus (greater pipefish)
Lineage: Eukaryota; Metazoa; Chordata; Actinopteri; Syngnathiformes; Syngnathidae
Gene: tle2a
Product: TLE family member 2, transcriptional corepressor a
Exons: 20
Coding region: 578-2956 (792 amino acids)
Biological process (GO): negative regulation of canonical Wnt signaling pathway; regulation of DNA-templated transcription
Cellular component (GO): transcription regulator complex; nucleus
Molecular function (GO): transcription corepressor activity; protein binding
Source: RefSeq, a predicted model, not a curated record
AUUGAGGAUGAGAGAGAGAGAGGGGGUAGAGAGAGAGAGCGAGAGGGUGAGGGAGUGGGAGUGUUGUGUGAAAGGAGUGCAGGCCAACGAGGGAGACAAAAGAGGCUGCGGCUGCAUUCAAUGUGCUGCUGUUGUGUUGUGUUGUGUGUCCGUCUGCGAGCCGCUCCUCCUCUUCGCCAAGAAAGAGAAAGAGCGAGAAAGAGAGAGAGAGAGCGAGCGAGGGAGAGCGAGGCCACCCGAUAUCGCACAAGCUGCCGGACCUAUCAUCAAGUUUUCGGAGACUUGAGUGGAGAGGGACCCCGCGUGGAAGGCUUCCAAGCAGGACCUUGCUCCUCCUGCCCCGGCCCUCACGCGUCGAGAGCGGCGCGGCGGCGCACCGAGAGAGCCGCGGUAGGCAGAACAAAGGAAAAGUGAGGAAUGAGAGAGCCCUAAGAACAGCUUCUGUGCCAAAUGUCCCACUAAAAAAAAGAAGAAGAAGAAAGAUCCCCUCCUCGUAAUCCUCGACGCAGCUUUUCCGUCUCGCCGAGAGGGACAAGAAGGACAAUAACCGUACGGAGACGCACGUUUGGCGGGCAGAAUGUUCCCUCAAAACCGAACACCGGCACCUCUCCAGCCUCCCCCGGGGUCUUCGGCCUCCGUGGUGGCAGCGGCGGCCGCGGCAGCCGCGGCGUCGGGGACCCCCCAGUCGCUCAAGCUGACGUACCCCGAGACUCUGGACCGCAUCAAGGAGGAGUUCCAGUUCCUGCAGACCCAGUACCACAGUUUGAAGUUGGAAUGUGAGAAACUGGCCACCGAGAAGACGGAGAUCCAGAGACACUACGUUAUGUAUUACGAGAUGUCCUACGGCCUGAACAUCGAAAUGCACAAACAGACGGAGAUUGCCAAACGGCUAAAUGUGAUCUGUGCUCAACUCAUCCCAUUCCUGUCACAGGAGCACCAGCAACAGGUGGUCCAAGCUAUGGAGCGCGCCAAACAGGUGACCAUGGGGGAGUUAAAUGCUUCCAUAGGGGUACGUGGGCUCCCCCCUCUGCCUCAUAGCCAGCAACUUCAGGCUCAGCACCUCUCGCAGCACGCGCAGGGUCUCCCGAUGGGCCCGCACCCGUCGGGACUGCCCCACCCGGGCCUGGCGCUGGGCGGGGGCUCCGGGCUGCUGGCCCUGUCGGGGGCUCUGGGGGCUCAGCUGGCCGCCAAGGACGAGAGGGCUCACCUGGAGGCCGUUGCUGCCGCCGCCGCGGCCGCCGAGCAUCACAGAGAUCGGGAUGCAGGCCCGAGCUCUCUGUCCAACGGGGACAAAGGUCGCCCCGCAGACUACCUCAGCAACGGCAAGAAGAGGAAAGCUGACGAGAAGGAGUUCAUGACGGACUAUGGCAGCGAUGCAGAUAAAAGCGAUGACAACUUGGUGGUUGACGAGGACCCGUCGUCGCCCCGCAGCGUGCAGUCCUACUCCUCCAGGGAGAACGGCUUGGACAAGAUGGCGCCCUCCCGCAAGGAAGGCCCCCCGCAGGCUAGCCCCACCUCGCUGGCGUCCUCCAGCAGCGCCGCGUCACCGUCGCGCGGCAAGGAGUCUGCGCAACGAGAGAAGUCCAGCACUCCGGGUAUGAAGCCAGGCACGCCAAUGUCGCAAGAGUCCAAUACCCCGGGACCGAGUGGACCGCCACAAUUCAGGCCCAUGCCUGGCAAGCCUGGUGUCGACACGCUAGCUCUGGGUCUGAGGAACCCCUUGGUCGUGCAGGGAGCGUACCCCCCGGGGGCUUUCGGCCUGCCCCCUCCCGGCGUCAACGGGGACCUGCCCGUGGCGGCAGCCUAUGGCGCCGGCCUCCACCUGGUUUCACCGCAGAUGAACGGCGCGGCGGCAGCUGCUGCAGCGGCGGCGGGCUACGGGCGCUCCCCAGUGGUGGGUUAUGAGUCUCCACACCCACACAUGAGAGUGCCCGGCUUACCCGCCAGCCUGCAGUCAGCUGCAUCUGGCAAACCGGCUUAUUCGUUCCACGUGAGCGCAGACGGUCAGAUGCAGCCGGUGCCCUUUCCUCCCGACGCGCUGCUGGGCCCGGGCGUCCCUCGCCACGCGCGGCAGAUCCACAGCCUGAGCCACGGCGAGGUGGUGUGCGCCGUCACCAUCAGCACCUCCACGCGCCACGUCUACACGGGCGGCAAAGGCUGCGUCAAGGUCUGGGACAUCAGCCAGCCGGGCAGCAAGAGUCCCAUGGCCCAGCUCGACUGCCUGAACCGUGACAACUACAUCCGCUCUUGCAAGCUGCUGUCGGACGGGCGCACGCUGAUCGUGGGCGGUGAGGCCAGCACGCUGUCCAUCUGGGACUUGGCCACGCCCACCCCUCGUAUCAAAGCCGAGCUGACGUCGUCGGCGCCGGCCUGCUACGCGCUGGCCAUCUCGCCCGACAACAAGGUGUGCUUCUCCUGCUGCAGUGACGGGAACAUUGUCGUCUGGGACCUGCACAACCAGACGCUCGUCAGACAGUUCCAGGGCCACACGGACGGAGCGAGCUGCAUCGACAUCUCCAACGACGGCACCAAGCUGUGGACGGGAGGACUGGACAACACGGUGCGCUGCUGGGACCUGAGGGAGGGACGCCAGCUGCAGCAGCACGACUUCACCUCACAGAUCUUCUCGCUGGGUUACUGUCCGACGGGCGAGUGGCUGGCGGUGGGGAUGGAGAGCAGCAACGUGGAAGUCCUGCACGUGUCCAAGCCCGACAAGUACCAGCUGCACCUUCACGAGAGCUGCGUGCUCUCCCUUAAGUUCGCCUACUGCGGUAAAUGGUUUGUGAGCACAGGCAAAGACAACCUGCUGAACGCGUGGCGGACACCUUACGGGUCCAGCAUAUUCCAGUCCAAGGAGUCAUCAUCCGUGCUGAGCUGUGACAUCUCUCCCGACGAUCAGUUCAUCGUGACGGGCUCGGGGGACAAGAAGGCCACCGUGUACGAAGUCAUCUACUGAAUUAGGUCAACACUGCGCCUUUGGAAAACACUCAACUACUUUUUUUGGACCAGUAAAGACUCCAAACUGUUUUUUAGAUGAGCGUGUGGGAUUCUUCCAAAGAUGUUUUUUUUUUUUUUUCUCCCUUCUUCUUCUUAACAAAAUCAAACCUCUGUAGUGGACAAGACAUUAGCAACAUAACAUAUUUUUUUAGCAUCUUUGUUUUUUAAACCUUGUGGACCACAGGGAAACAGGACAAAAGGCAUCAUGUGAAGGCGCUUUGGAGUUCAGCCUGCUUCGGACCAGCCUGGUCCACUUGGGUGCGGUUAUGGCUGCACUUUUCUCUUUUUUUUUUUUUUUUUUUUGCUUGGGCAGUAAACCUGAUUGUAUGAUCUCCAAAAGACACAACCUGUGUCAUCAAGAGUUGCUGUUUGGUGUGUUUUUUUGUUUGUUUUAUUCUUAAGAAAACAUGACUCAGCAGUUUUUCCAGAGUAACUUUUGCUGCUUCAUGUUCAAGGUUACUUAUUGUGUUAGCUGGCUUCUAAAUGGAUGUAAAUAAAGUUCUCUAAAGGCAA